Messenger RNA from Aspergillus puulaauensis, 1425 nucleotides. RefSeq lists its product as uncharacterized. The coding region runs from base 1 to 1425 and encodes 474 amino acids. The transcript is spliced from 6 exons. The record is from RefSeq and is a predicted model, not a curated record. Lineage: Eukaryota; Fungi; Ascomycota; Eurotiomycetes; Eurotiales; Aspergillaceae.
AUGGCUUCAUCAAAUCCCACAGCUAAAGACUCUCCAGCUGAGCGGUUCCAGUUCAUCGCCAUCCAGGGCCCAGAUGACGCAAAGGAUCAGACCCAACGGCGUGUGGCUCGCUCACACGCCGUAAAGCAAGCCCUAGGGAGAAAGCGCAAGCAGCAGCAAGAGUCAAAGGAUAAUUUCCGCGUAAUGAACUUGAAGGAUCGUCCGAGGAAAUCGGGAAAGCAGGGUCCAGUAAAGCAAACGACGCAUACCGGGACUCUGGCUGGGCCACUCUGUCGCCUCUCUGCAGGCACGCUUGACCCUUUCCAAGCAUUUGCGGUGGAUUUGUCGAGACUGCAAACACUGCUCGGCGACUACAGAGCAAGGCAGGCUCCCGAGCCGGUCUUUAGCAUCGCAGAAGAGCUUUCGUUCCAAGAUUUUCAGUCGGUGUUUCGAACUGGCUUUGGUGAUCCUGCUCUGCUGAAUGCGGUAAUGCUUUCGCUUGCCUUUGCGGCAACUGGCGGUAGCAUUGACCUGGAGUGUCUCAGGUACCAGAGUCAGGCAAUCAGCCAUAUACGUCAAAGGAUGAACCGCCUGCGUGAGGCCGUUACAGAAACUACCAUUGGAACAAUACUGCUGCUAGCUGGAGUGGAGGCCCGACUGGGCAUGAGGUCCCAGGUCCAGCUGCACAUGGGAGCAGUGCAGGGGUUGCUCAAGAUGUGUCGAGCAGAUGGGAUUUACCUCACGCCAGGUAUUAAACGGGCUAUAUUUUGGCAAGACUUGAACUCGUCAAUAUUGACAGGAUCUCGUCGUAUAUACGACCAUACGACGUUUUCUGAACUUCAAUGGACAAGGGAUCCGUUCGUCCCAAACUUCUUUCGGCUGCCACCUGGAUUCCAGACGCGGUCUGACUUGCUCACCACAGAGCUUAUGCAAGUGCUUGAAGAUUUACAUGCGUUGCAAUGCAUCCGAGACGUUCCGCAUUAUACCAAGGGCGAUCCGAUGUUAAUGGCAUACAUCAACAACCACACAGCGUCCAUCCAAUCUAGGCUGAUGUCACUCCAAAACGUCUCUUCUGUGCAAGAAUGCUGUUGUCUUGCGGCGUACAACUGCUCAGUUAUGCUAUGCUGCACGGUUUGGUGUGCUCUAGUCGUUCCUUCUCAUAUUUCAUCUCAGCUCCUUGCCAAACUACAACAAACGAACGACGACCCUGUCUGGGAUGAACAUCCAGAACUCCUACUCUGGCUGGUAUAUAUCGGCGGAGCAUUCGCUCCAACGGGGGCCGUACGCUCCGAAUAUGUCAGUCUGCUACGCUUGAUGAACGCUACCAGGUUCCGGAGUUUAUACCGGUCGUGGCCGGAGCUGCUCGCGAUUCUGAAGCAGUUUAUUUGGACUGAAAAGGCAUUCCUGUCGCCAGUGAAGGCGCUCUGGGAGGAAGCCGUGAACUAG